AAAGUGCCGAUGUUGCUCGCGGUGUGUGAUUUAGUGAAAUCUGCAGCAAAGCUGUGUCAAGUGUUCAGAGUCUAUUUUUGUCCGCUUGCACUGGCCCAUCUAUAAUGACUUCAUUCUGUCGCGGAUCCACAUGCGCAGUCCUGCGCUUUAUUAGACGCGGAUCACAGCCACACGACAAGUUCGCUCUCCAACAGGAAAAACUUCUAAAAACUGCAGUCCAGAGAUAAAGAGUACGAGAAUGGGAGACGCUGAGGUGGAUGCUGGUACAAUGGAAGUAGAUGACGAUUCUCAGAAGAUCGAUAUGUCACUGGAUGAUAUUAUCAAACUGGGCGAUGCAGAACAAACAUUCUUACAAGCCUCUCCCAAUGAAAGCCUGCAGCAGCAUGGAAACAAAAACAGAGGACUUCGAAAAAGAAAAACUUUUGGAAAAAAUCAGUUUAAUGUAAGAAAAGGGUUGCCACAGAUUCAACAAGAACCCUAUAGGCUACGCUCAAGGAAUGAGAUGCAGCAAAAAUUCAACAGAAGGCCACCCUACAACCUCAGGAGAAGUGGCCCUGGAAUAAACUCACCAUUACUUUCUACAAGCAUGAGUCCCAUAAAUCGUAUGCCAUUAAGGGGAAAGAGCAACCUUGCAGGGAUUUCUGGAGGGGUUAAUCCCCAAGGGAAACAGUUACGAUUUCUGAAAGCACAGCCACGGACAAGAAAAAAAUUCUGGCAACCCAAUGCUGGACCUCAGCAAACACUAAGGAGAUUUCCCCAACAAAACAGAGCCCUGAGACUGCAACAAUUACAGCAGAGACAGAAGAACCAACGACAGAACCAUGUGAACUUUAAUCGGGGAUUCAAUAUACAGCAAGUGGAUGGCACCUUCACUGAGACAAGAAAUAAAAUGAGAAGAUGGAGACAGCCUCCCACCUCUGGCUCUGUCCUCACAGUGUCUGUCCCAAACCCAAAGGCAACUAAGGACACAAUGGCUUCAAGAUUAAGAUUUAAACAGUCAUCAGUUCCAUCAGACAGACAAACUGAAGCUGCAGAUGAAGCACAUCCUCAACCCAAAGGGAUUCCUUUGAGAUUUAACUUUAAAGCAGUAGCCAAUCAGACUGCCAUCACUUUGAAUGAACGUUUCUCUAGCCUACAGAUUAAAGGUUCAGUCAUGCCCAGAAAAGGACGACGGACUGUAACACUCCAGUGAAACAUCUUCAUGAAAAUUACAUGCUUGGUAAACGGAUAGUAGCAGUUGGAUGGAAUUAUUAUUAUUAUUGCAAUCGUCAAUUAUAUUUAUUAUGACUGGAAUUUGUUUCUAAUAGAACAAAAAUAUUUUCUUUUUGAGUACUUUGAACAAUGAUUAUUUCAGUAUAGCAUCUUUCAUACAGAAUGCCAUUCAUAAUUUUUGAUAAUACAGUAUGUAGGAAGCCUCAG
Molecule: messenger RNA, 1419 nt
Organism: Erpetoichthys calabaricus (reedfish)
Lineage: Eukaryota; Metazoa; Chordata; Cladistia; Polypteriformes; Polypteridae
Product: UAP56-interacting factor
Exons: 9
Coding region: 239-1192 (317 amino acids)
Biological process (GO): mRNA export from nucleus
Molecular function (GO): mRNA binding
Source: RefSeq, a predicted model, not a curated record